GUCAAGAAGCGUACGUGAGCAAAUUGAAAGAAGAUCUGGUUGACGAAGAUCUCAUUAUCAGAUGCAAAUGGCUCUCAAUAAGAAUCUUGAUGGUGCUGAUGCUAUACUUGUGGGUGGUCUACCUGAUUACAUGACAGAAACACAGAUCAGGGAAUUUCUUGAGACUUUUGGUCCACUUCGUGGCUUUGAAUUGGUGAAAGAUAGAGAUACUCGAGCAUGCUGUGUAUAUCAAGAUCCUGCAGUUACAGAUAUUGUUUGUGUUGCUCUGAAUGGAAUAAAAUCUGGAGAUAAGACUCUUACUGUUAGACGAGCUUGUCAAGCUGAAAACCAGUCAAAACCUGCACUACAGAGAGUCAUGUUUCCACAAGAAUUAGCGGCAACGAAGGUUAAGGUUGCUAGUUUAAGCCAGGCUAUAUCUGCUGCUGCUGAUGGACUUGAUGGUCCUGAUCGUUUAUUUGUGGGUGGUAUUCCUGAUUACUUUAGAGAAGCAGAGAUCAGGACACUUCUAGAGACUUUUGGUCCACUUCGGGGCUUCGAAUUGGUGAAAGAUAGAGAUACAGGAAUUUCAAAGGGUUAUGCAUUCUGUGCUUAUCAAGAUCCUGUGGUAACAGAUAUUGCUUGUGCUGCUAUAAAUGGAAUAAAAUUUGAAGACAAGACGCUCAUACUUAGACGAGCGCCAAAACCUGAGCAAGAAGGCAGAUUAAGUCAUGCACUACAGAGACUCACGCUUCAGCCAGAAUCAGUGGCAACGAAGGUUGUUCGUAUAAGUCAGGCUAUAUCUACUACUGAUCUGAAAGAUGAUAAGGACUGUGAAGAUAUUGUAAGAUGAUAUGAGAAGAGAGGGAUCCAAAUAUGCUACAAUUGUAUUCACACAUCAUCACCAUCAGCCCUAGCACAUAACUAAAGACAGAAGCCUCCAUCUUCCAUCAAUAAUCUUCAAUUUUACUUGAUUUGACGGAAUAAAUUUAGUAAUUUUGUUUUUCUCUGUACGUAAUUGACCACUUUUUAUCAUCUGCAGGUACUUUGGUUAAUGUUGUGAUACCUCGGCCCCGACCAAAUUGGGAACCAUCACCACCUGGAG
Prosopis cineraria is the source of this 1081-nucleotide messenger RNA. Its product is annotated as splicing factor U2af large subunit B-like. The transcript has 4 exons. Bases 62 to 829 code for a protein of 255 amino acids. NCBI's taxonomy places the organism in Eukaryota, Viridiplantae, Streptophyta, Magnoliopsida, Fabales, Fabaceae. Gene Ontology annotation, cellular component: U2-type prespliceosome; commitment complex; nuclear speck. Gene Ontology annotation, molecular function: poly-pyrimidine tract binding; pre-mRNA 3'-splice site binding. The record is from RefSeq and is a predicted model, not a curated record.